Messenger RNA from Phymastichus coffea, 1332 nucleotides. Its product is annotated as zinc finger protein 43-like. NCBI's taxonomy places the organism in Eukaryota, Metazoa, Arthropoda, Insecta, Hymenoptera, Eulophidae. Gene Ontology annotation, molecular function: DNA-binding transcription factor activity, RNA polymerase II-specific; RNA polymerase II transcription regulatory region sequence-specific DNA binding. Gene Ontology annotation, cellular component: nucleus. The record is from RefSeq and is a predicted model, not a curated record. The coding region runs from base 1 to 1332 and encodes 443 amino acids. Gene Ontology annotation, biological process: regulation of transcription by RNA polymerase II. The transcript is spliced from 6 exons.
AUGAUAGUUUGGAGGUCUAAAGUAGUGAAGCAUAUGAAGCAGUCGCAUCAAGUUUCAGAAUCAAGUCAAGAAUUUGAAAAAAUACAAUGGGCCGGUCUGAGUCACAAUAUAAAAGAAAGUUUAGAAUUCAGCCCAUAUCAAUGCUCGCAGUGUACUAAAAUAAUGAAAAAUUCCUAUGCUCUAUCACGACACAUCCUACUAUGCGGAGGACCAAAACGCGAUAAAAAUUCUGAUAUGGUGCUCGAGGACAGCAAAGAUUUUAUUCGUAACAGACAAGUGGAACCUAUAAAGUGCUCGAAAUGUGGUGAAAAAUUCGAUCACAUUUAUUCACUGAAUAAACAUGUACGAUACUGUCAGAAAAUACCAGGUGUCGUGAGAAUAAUUGGCGAUAAUAAGAUUGAAAUUGCUGAACUCAAUAAAGAUCUUAUGCAGAUAUCAUCAAUACCAUUAGAUAAACGACAUGAGAAAGCUAGAGAAAUGGCUGUUAAGUAUUGCUAUAAGUGUGAAGAAGAGACGGCAAUUGAAAAAAUUCGGAAAAUCGAUCGUAAAUCAUUAUGCCACAAAUGUAAUUCUACACUACUGUUCAAGUGUCAAAAAUGCUUUAAUGUGUAUUCUAAAUAUAGGAGUGUAAUACAUCAUUUGAAUUCAAUUUGCAAUUCUCAAGAAGAAUUCAAAUGUUUACAAUGCAAUUACACAGCUCGUAAUAUAUCUUACGUUAGAAACCAUUCUCGAUCAGUCCACGGAACUAGUAACAUUGAAUGCCAAAAAUGUAAAAGAAAAUUUAAAAGUACUGAUUAUUUGCGAAAACAUAUGCGUGUAUGCGGAUUGAAACCAAAAUUCCAGUGCGAUGAUUGUCCAUUCAAGUCAAAACUGAAGCUUUAUUUGAGAAAACAUAUCUUCCGUAGUCAUAUGGAGCCCAUAGUUAUUGAUAGGCGAGAAUCUGUUAUAAUUUCAAAGCAACGCUUUUCGCGGGCCAUGAUUCAUCUUAAGGCUCACUGUUCCCAAUGCAACAAGGAGCAACGUUUGAGUGACCGUCUCAAAAAUUGCCGAACCUGUAAAAAAACACUAUGUUACAAGUGCAAAACCUGCAAUAAUAAUUAUACUGGUGAUGAUGAGAAUGCGUGCAAUCAUGUCAAAGGUUAUUUAGAAGCAAUCAAGUAUGAAUGUAAACGCUGUGGUCGUGGUGCGAUUUCUGAAAAAAGUUUAUGGAUGCAUGAGCACAACAUCUGUGGUGUUAAACCUACGUUCGGCUGUAGAUUCUGCAAAUAUAUUUCCAACCGAAAAGGGGAUACAAUACAGCACGAGAAAAAGAAACAUUCUUAUAAAUUUUAG